GAUUCUUGCUUUAACCAUUGAUUGCGUAACAGCUUCACCCUAAUUUCCAUUAAAGUUUGCUACUUAAGCGCCUAUUGAGUUUUCCUUUGUUCAUAUUUUCUUGUCCCUUUUGUCCUUAAGAAGGUUCUCAUAAUACUGAAUUUUCUUACCUUAGCAGGAUUCCAGCAUCUUUGUCUUUAUCUUCUUCUUUCCCUGAAAUUUAUACUUGAAAUUAUGCUGAAAGAUUCAGUAACCAAGGUUACCAUAACAUCAGCUGCUAACCGUGGCGUCUAUGAGUUGCUGAGUUUGAACUCUCAGAACAAGAAUAGUCACCAUCGUAAAACUUCCUUUUCUUCAUACUUGGACCGAAUUGAAGGCACUUUUGAGAAAAAACUUGCAGAUUCAAGCAAAAAAGUCAACUCCUUUACCGACAGCAGAGAGGAUUAUCCCGUUCAUAUGGUACAAAAAAAGGGAGAAGAUGAAGAAAUUGGGGUAUUUUCAGCUGAAAAGUACUUCAAUGGAGGAGUGGAGGAUGGUCCAGGAGUUUCAAACAACAUGCCCGCUAGAAAGUUUCAGUAUCAUCAUCGUCAUCCUCAUCAGAAAGAAAAACAAGAAGCAGAUCUAGAAGAAACCAGAAAGAGCAAAGUUCUCCCUAUAGGAACUCCCAGUGUUCAUUCUGAAUCAAGUUGGAACAGCCAAAGUGCAUUACUGAGAACUGCUUUGAAGAAUUCUUCCAGGAAUAGUAGAAAAAAGGUUCAGGGUAAGAGUCUCUUAUCUAAUCUUGGCUGCAAAUGCUCCUGUUCCGAUAAGGAUUCUGUUGAUGUCAGAGGAACCGCUUCCUGCGAAAUCAGCUUCGGCAAAAAUGCUUCUUUCGGUGUAACUCAUGGGAAAACAUCAAGUCCAAAAAAAUCCUUUGAAACUGUUUAUGCUGGUCUUGCAAACAAGCCGGAGAAUAUGAAAAUUCCACCAGAAUAUGAAUUGGAGAAACCAACGAAAUCUCUGGAGCUAUUUGGCUCAUCUAUAUUGGAAUGCAGAAGCAAGUCCUUGAGCUUUGAUAAAAGGCUCACAGCGCCUUCUUCAUCGUCAUGGAAUCCUCCCAAAUCAGGGGAAAUAGACUUGUCUGCAAAUUCAGGUGGGAACAACAUUAAUGACGCUGCUAGUGAUGCAAGUUCUGAUCUUUUCGAGAUUGAAAGCUUCACAGGAGCCAAAUCAAAGCCUUACCUUGCAAGUCAAGCAUCUGAUGCUGCUAACUCAGGCUGUGUCACCCCUACGACUUGCUAUGCACCGAGCGAGGCUAGCAUAGAUUGGAGUGUGGUCACUUCUAGUGCAGCAGAACAAUCAGUCUUACCAGAUUUUGAAGAGCAAAGAUCAGUAACUACUAUGAUGAGUCCUAUCAGAUCGUCAACAUUUGGUUCUUCCACAAAUGGGAAAAGUAAAGCUAAUAGAGAUAUGCAGAGAAGGAGAUCUAGCAAUCUUUUGGGCUGCAAGAGUCAUAGAGCUGUGAGGGUUGCUGGGGAUGCCUUCAUCAGACAUCAGAAAGCAAGUCCUAACGUUCCACAAGUCAAAAAGAUGGGAAGUUUUGAUCCAAAACAUGGCGACCAACAUGUUUAUGGCUCACAGCAAAGGAGGCAGAGGUCACACACUCCCAGUGCUUCACAACUUCUCUACGAUUAGCAAAAGGGCUUGGUUUCUUUUUGUGAUCUUGCGUUAUGCUUUUGUUGUUUGUUUGAUUCCUAUCUUUCCUUUCCAAAUUCGUACUUUCUUAUUUGAAACUUUGUAUGCAUGGCGUGCACACCAUAUCACAGAAACAAAGAUGGAAUGUGAAAUAAAUGAUGAAGUACUUCUUUGAAUAUUUUCUCAUCAAGAGCCUUCUUG
This is a messenger RNA of Neltuma alba, 1854 nucleotides long. Its product is annotated as protein PHYTOCHROME KINASE SUBSTRATE 1-like. The record is from RefSeq and is a predicted model, not a curated record. The coding region runs from base 214 to 1653 and encodes 479 amino acids. The transcript has a single exon. Gene Ontology annotation, biological process: phototropism. Lineage: Eukaryota; Viridiplantae; Streptophyta; Magnoliopsida; Fabales; Fabaceae.